Procambarus clarkii (red swamp crayfish) is the source of this 5663-nucleotide messenger RNA. It is a transcript of the gene not, whose product is annotated as ubiquitin carboxyl-terminal hydrolase nonstop. Gene Ontology annotation, biological process: protein deubiquitination. The record is from RefSeq and is a predicted model, not a curated record. Gene Ontology annotation, molecular function: cysteine-type deubiquitinase activity; zinc ion binding. NCBI's taxonomy places the organism in Eukaryota, Metazoa, Arthropoda, Malacostraca, Decapoda, Cambaridae.
UCGCCGGCAGAUGGCAACACCGACAGUGGCAGCGUGGGGCUGGAGGCAGGCUGGCAGCGAGAUUUUAGUCGUGACUAUUGUGAACCGACGCCAAAUGGGAGUUCAUCAGUGAACUAUGAGUAUGGAAGGAUGUGUUCAUCUUUCUGAGUUCAAGUCCUCGAGAGGAACGCAGCCAUUCCGCCUCAUCUACAGCUUCUUCGUGUUCUGCACGAGUAAAGCGGCGCGCCAGCAGAAGGCAAAAUGGUGCGUGUGCGCAGUAUGUGGUGCGCACAGUCCCAGGCUUCACGCCUGCUUGCACUGUGUCCACUUUGCCUGUUACCAGGGCCACAUUCAGGAUCACGCAGCUUCCAUGCAACACAAUCUAGUUGUGGAAGUAGAGCAAGGUCAGAUUUUGUGUAUGGCGUGCGGUGAUUAUGUUUAUGACCUGGAGGUUGGUCGCAUUGCUCAGGCAUGCAAGGAAAAGUCCCGCAGAUCACUUGGGUUAGACACCGAGUACAGAGCAUGGGAGCCUGAUGCCGUGGAAGUUACACUCCUUCAGGCGCAUCCUAAAAGACGAAGACCCACUGCAAACUCAACUAUAGGGCUUCGUGGUUUGAUCAAUCUAGGCAACACGUGCUUUAUGAGCUGCAUUAUCCAGGCGUUGACGCACACCCCAUUGCUUAGAGACUACUUCCUCUCAGACAAGCACGUGUGUCAGUUUAAUAAUGAUGCGACACGCUGCUUAGUCUGCGAAAUUUCUAGACUCUUCCAGGAGUUUUACAGUGGGAACAAAGCUCCUCUAAUCCUCCACAAGUUACUACAUCUCAUAUGGACUCACGCCAGACACUUGGCAGGGUACGAGCAACAAGAUGCUCACGAGUUUUUUAUUGCUGCCCUUGAUGUUCUGCAUCGUCAUUGCCAGGGCAAUCCUCCCUCCAAUGGAGAUUCCACGCACACAUGUUCCUGUAUUAUAGACCAAAUUUUUACUGGUGGACUCCAGUCUGAUGUUGUGUGUCAAGCAUGCAAUGGAGUCUCGACUACGAUAGAUCCGUUUUGGGAUAUUUCUCUGGAUUUGGGACCGUGUCCCUAUGGUACAAGCAAAGCAGACAAAACUGUUCCCACCUCUCUUGCAGAUUGCUUAGAUCGGUUUACUCGACCUGAGCACUUAGGCAGCAGUGCAAAAAUUAAAUGUAGCGGGUGUCAAAGCUACCAAGAGUCCACAAAGCAACUUACUAUGAAGAAACUUCCUAUUGUGUGUAGUUUUCAUCUCAAGAGAUUUGAACAUAGCAACAGGUUACACAAGAAGAUUUCCACAUUUAUCUCCUUUCCUGAACAUUUGGACAUGACUCCAUUUAUGUCUAACAGAAGAAACAACAAUAAUAACCAUAACGGUGUUACGACACAUCCAACUGAUAUUAAUAAUAGGUAUUCUCUAUUUGCAGUAGUAAAUCAUGUAGGGAACUUAGAUGCCGGUCACUACACAGCGUAUGUGCGUCAGCACCGCGACCAGUGGUACAAAUGUGAUGAUCAUAUGAUCACUCGAGCAACCAUCCAGGAUGUGCUUCAGAGUGAAGGAUACCUCCUUUUUUAUCACAAGCAAAUACUAGAGUAUGACUGAAUGGCUUGCAUGCAACAACCACUGGAUAUGAUGAACUUCAACCUCUGUAAUCUCAGCUGACUUCUGAACGUCUUCAUUGUUAUCCUGCUAACUUGGAAUGGAAUGCAGGGAAUGCGUUUCAUGGUAACCAACAGAUCUGGUCAUUCUGCAAGUUGUGACGACAAACCUAUGAAUGUAAUUUAUAAAAUGACAACUCUUAGGAAAAAAAGAUGUACCAAAGGUUCGUAUAAUGAAGCCAGUAUAGACCUUGAGGAGGAAAUUACUGCAUUCAGGAGUGAUAGCGGAAUAGGUGGCAGAGAUUUCAGAACAUUUUGUAAUUGCCUCUUUUUGUAGUUUGUACUAUACUUGCAGAGGGAGACCAAAGGCUCUAGCUUUUGAAGAUAAUCAGGAUGUCACAGUGUUUACUUUUUACUUUAUAUAGCUGAGGGAUUUUCACCAAAGUUUGGUGAUAAUUUCAAUCUUAAUUUGUCUUCCAUGACUUAACAGGAGGUAAAGGUGUAAAUUGGAUCUAGUCCUCAGUACAUAAAUGUUCCACUAUGGUUCUGGAAUGUAAACGCAAAAGGUUAUCAGGUAUUCCGAGCUUCUUAAGGUGAUAGUAAUAACAACUUACUUUCGUUGCAGAUUGAAAGUAAGAAUUAGGGCUUGGUGUUGAAGGUAGAUAUGGUGAUCUCUUGGCAAAGGAUCACUCUGCAACCACCACCAUUGCUGGCCUAUGUACUGUCAGUGCGUAGCUCUUAAAGUAAGCAUUGGCACGUUGAUCUAUACGUCAGUCUUGGGCAUAGCAGGUGUAAAAAUGUCAUGUAACUCGGUUGGGCAACUUUGUAGGAUAAUGCCAUCAGCUUUCCAUUUUGUUUCAAGGAUGAGGAGCUGUUGAAAAGUUGUUCUAGGUAUUGAGAAGCUAUUGUUAGUUUAAGACUGCUGAAUUUGCUAAUUUUGAAGGAGUAACUUUAUUAGUGCACACUCUUUUUAAUAAAACCUCUGCUGACAUGGUACAUUAACUUUGGUUUUGCCUCUGAUGGUAUGAAUGUUUUAUACACUUCAAACAGUAUUAUGGGCAUUUUGUGUGUACAGUUUAUUUGUCAUGUCCAUGUCAAAAGUAUAUUCUUAUUACUUACGUUGAAUGACUACUUAAAACUACAGGUAUUAAAAGCCAAAGUAUGAGAAAUUAAGGCCAUAUUACACUGCUAUAUUUUUUCUAAUCUUGUGUACAACUUGAAGUAUCAUGCAAAAGAAUAUUGAGAAAUGUUAAGGGUAACCGAAUACCUUGAAAAAUGAUCUAAGUACAAUAAUUGUAUUUUCCAAGUUGUACAGAAGAUUAAUGGAUAGUAUGGCCUUGCAACACAGCCCUCGGAAUGUUUUGAGUCGCAGCAAGGUGCUCAAGCAGCGGCCUUGUUGAAUGUAUCACAUUCAAAGGCAUUAACAUUGUCCCACCUCAUGAGGCCGUAGUACAGUACAGUGCACAGAUCAUUUGUGUACAGAAAAUACAGUGUAAGAGAUGAUUUGUGUGUAAAUGUUGUCAGAAGUAAUAUUCAUUUCUAUGUUACCAGUGAUUUGGAAAGCUGGCAAUGGUAUGUAUGUAUACAUAAAGUAUUGCAUUAAGGUAAUUAUGCUGGUACUUUUAAAAGUCGGCCAAUUCUAUUUAGUUAUACUUUGCCGAUGAUGGAUUCUGCAAAGUAUCAUAGGGAACCUGCCGGCAUCAUUGCGUGCAAUCCUCUAGAACUGUAAGUAGGCUUUUGUACUCUUUUUUGUAAAUGCCUCUGGUUAGAUAGUUACCAUAUUUUUCUUCUAAUUGAUACCUUUUGCACAGGACAGAUUUAAGACUGUUAGGUGCUUUGUCACACAAUUAGCUUUUAAAGUGUGUCAAUCAAAUAUGGUAAGUCAUGGUAAUUGUCUCAUGCUCUUGAAUGUAUGGAUGUAGUUAUGUAUUCAUUUAAAGUGAUUCAUCAAAAAAAUUCCUCUCCGUGCGAACUUCAUCACUACCUGAGUUUGACUAAUGAUUACGAAUGACGUUAACUGACAGUGUAAUGCAGUUGUAAGGGAAUGGCACCUGUAAAUUUGAUGUGUGUGUAUGUGUAUGAAUGUGAAGUUUGUAUGUUUGGAAAAUGUGUGUGACAAGAAAAUGUUAAGGAAUAAUAUUAAUUUUAAUUUGAAGUACAUGUCAAAAUUUGUAGGUAAAAGUGGUGUAGAUUAUGGUAUGCUUGGAGAAUGUGACAAUCAACUGGCAGAGCUGGUUUAACUGAAUUUGAAGUCUUAGUCUGUUUAAUAUUUUAAGUACAGUACUGGAAUUAAUCUUGACAAAUAUACUUUUAUUAAUUUUUGUUUUUAAACAUUAUAUUUAGGGUUUAAAGUAAAAAUCCUAACUUCUGAAUAAUUUUGAUAUGCAAUAUAUUAUUUUGGUAAACUCUAUGGGGUCCUUUAAAGUUAGUCUAUAGUUAAAAAUAAGUUCAAUAACUAGUGCUGGUAAGAAAACACGGUUGAACACACUCACGUAAUUGCCUAUUUUUAUGGUUAUCAAAAAUCAAAACUGGUCGCCUUAACUUGGAUAUUAAUGCCCAUCCUAAUUCUGGCUGCAUUUCGUUCUGCAGCUUAUAAAUACUGGCUUUCUGGAUUUCAAGAUUAGUAUUUUAAGAUUGCAAAUUGUUUAUUUCCCGAGAGCUCGAGUUGACAGAUUUUCACUUCUGGCAUCUUGCACUAGCAAGAUAAACAUCCUCCCAGUGUUAUAGUUGCACAGCGUAAAAAGUAUGUGCAAAAAUAAAAAAAUUUAUUGAGUAAAUUUCAGGUAAUCAUCUGUGGGAAUGAAUUCACAUUGCUUAGGCUGCAAAUUGGGAUGAUUUCCUGCCCCUCAAUAACACUGAAUGGUAUUGGAAAUAGUCUGUAUUGCAGUCAUAAGUGUCUUAAAAGAUUAUUUGGUGAAGUGUUGGAAGUGUGUGUUGUAACUAAAUUAAUUUCUCUUUUUACGAAUGGUGAUUAAAUUUAUUAUUGACACAGUUUGUGAUUAUACAUGAUAUUUUAAAUUAUGUAAUACCUGUAUUUGCUUUUAGUUAUUGUAUUAGAACAUUUUAAUUUUUUUUGGCUUUAGCUAACUAAAACAUCUCUAAGAGUGAUUAAACUCCCAGGCUAUUAAAAAUAAAAACAUUUAAUUUGAAAGUAUGUCAAAUACUGUAUAGUGGAAUUAAGGGCUUGGGAUCUGAUUUACAGUCAGUAGAAUUUAUUCAAUUGUUUAAAUAAAAUCAAGAUGUUAAAUAUAAAAUACAACUAUUUUCUGUAAUGUGGAACUAAAUGCGUAUUAAAUAGCAUGUAUUUGGCCAUUAUGGCCUUAACAGUAAAUUACGUAUUGCCAAAUUUGACUUUAUAGCAAUUAUUAGGGACCUUAAUGUCCAGUCAUUAAUGUCAAAUGCAGUGUCAGUAUUUUGUAUACUUUUAAUGUCAGGUUUUUGCUGUUGCUAUAAAGGGCUUUUCUAUGUUCUUGCAUUUAUUCUGAUGCUUUUAAUGUUCCAGCUUGCUGAAAUGAUUCCAAUGAAUGAGUACGUUAGCAAAACAUACAUAUCAUUUUAAAGCGAGAAAUUGAGGAUUAUGAAAUCAACACCAGUAUUCUUUACUGGAUUGGGGAGGAAAAGAAGGAGAGUGAAUGUGGAAAACAUUUUUCCAGCCGUGAGCCAAGUGCAUGCAAGAUAUAUAAAUGAGUGAAAUGUGUGCGUGCAAUAAAAAGUUGCGAAUGAAAGGGUUCUAGAUGCAGAUUCUUUAGGUUCAUAUAUUACUUUCCCCACCCCCCAUGAGAAAACAUGGCCGUGGUAGUGUUGCUGCAACGUGUUUUGUCAUUUUCACUGUCUUCAGUGUUUUCUGCAUUGAGAUGGAAUCCUUCCAAAUCAACAACAGUUCCGGGGAAAACUUAAUGUACAAAUCUUUGAGAAUCCGAGUCUUGAUUUGGUUGUGAGCGAGAAGAGCGCGUGCAGCCUUAGCUUGUACUACCACCACCACGUGACCAGCCACUAUCUGUGAUAAAUGCCAGGACACACUACCUGGCCCUCAUGUCAUGGCUCAGUCUUAAUAAACUUAAGUCACAGUC